AUGAUGCCAGUUCCAAACGACAUCAUGAGCUUCCUCAGUAGCCCCCACCCAGCGUCUGCCGGCCGUGGCCUUGAUCUUCGCGACUCUCUCAAGUCGGACAAUCCAGCCUACCGCAAGUCUCGGCCACGAGCAAACGUACUCGUCUGUAUCCUCGUAGCUCUCCUCGUCCUUCUAGGUCUCCGAGAACCUGUUUCUCGACACUACAGACAUGUCUCAGACCGUAUUUGCCAGAGAUACAUGGCGGUCGAGAAGAGGGCUCGCAGAAUACUCACCCACAACCCCUUGAUUGAUGGACAUGUUGAUCUUGCAAUUGCCAUUCGCGGCUUGUAUAGGAACCGUAUCGACAGUCUCGAAUGGCUGGAAUCAUUCAAGAAUGGAACGCUUGCUGGACACGUCGACCUCGCUCGUCUAAGGCUGGGCCAAUCCGGAGGUGCCUUCUGGAGCGUCUUUGCACCUUGUCCUGCCAAAGCCGACGACUUUUCAGACGAGAACCUUGCCCCCAGCGUUCAGUUCACCCUUGACCAGAUUGACGUCACGAACAGGGUUCUCCAAGCCUUCCCCCGUGAUUUUGCCUUGCGACCUGAUAGCGAAUGCGCCAUGAAAGCCUUCAAGAAUGGAAGGCUCAUUUCUCCCCUUGGCAUCGAGGGACUUCAUCAAAUAGGCAAUUCGGCCUCGAACCUGAGGCUCUUCCACGGACUCGGCGUCCGCUAUGCGACCCUCACCCACAACUGCCAUAACCUAUAUGCCGACGCUGCCUUGUCGGAGAGACCGCUUUCCAAGGCAAAGCCUCACUGGGGAGGAGUGAGUCCCCAUGGGCGCAAGAUGAUUCAUGAGAUGAACCGCCUUGGCAUGAUCGUCGACCUUGCCCACGUCAGCGACGACACCAUGGUAGAUGUGCUCGCCGGCAAGGACGGUUGGGAGGGCUCCAAGGCUCCCGUCAUCUUCUCGCACAGUUCAGCCUACAGCAUCUGCCCACAUCCUCGGAACGUCAAGGACCACGUGCUCCGACUCGUCAAGCAACGCAACUCGCUUGUCUUGGUCAAUGUCAGCCCGGACUUCAUUUCGUGCGAGGAUGUCAAUGAUCCGAGCGGCCUUCCCAAACGAGUCGAGGAGAAUGCUACCUUAGAACAAGUCGUCAAGCACAUCACCUACAUUGGCAAUCUCAUUGGCUUUGAUCACGUCGGUCUCGGUACCGAUUUCGAUGGCAUACAGCUUGUCCCCAAGGGCUUCGAGGAUGUCGCGAAAUACCCCAGUCUGGUUGCCGCCCUGCUGAAAGCGGGCGUCAGCGACUCGGACGCGGCCAAGGUUGUUGGCCGAAAUUUACUACGUAUCUGGAAGGAGGUAGAGGACGUGAGCGCUCAAAUGAGGGCAGCGGGAGCCCCCGUCCUUGAGGACGAAAGAGAGGUGCCAUGA
Molecule: messenger RNA, 1413 nt
Organism: Drechmeria coniospora
Lineage: Eukaryota; Fungi; Ascomycota; Sordariomycetes; Hypocreales; Ophiocordycipitaceae
Exons: 4
Coding region: 1-1413 (470 amino acids)
Biological process (GO): proteolysis
Molecular function (GO): metallodipeptidase activity
Source: RefSeq, a predicted model, not a curated record